Molecule: messenger RNA, 3251 nt
Organism: Poecilia latipinna (sailfin molly)
Lineage: Eukaryota; Metazoa; Chordata; Actinopteri; Cyprinodontiformes; Poeciliidae
Gene: gabrg3
Product: gamma-aminobutyric acid type A receptor subunit gamma3
Exons: 11
Coding region: 246-1670 (474 amino acids)
Biological process (GO): monoatomic ion transmembrane transport; chloride transport; gamma-aminobutyric acid signaling pathway
Cellular component (GO): membrane
Molecular function (GO): GABA-A receptor activity; extracellular ligand-gated monoatomic ion channel activity
Source: RefSeq, a predicted model, not a curated record
AAAGCUAAAGUGCCCUCUGACCUCUCAUGCUGCAGAUGCUCCACGUAUGUAGCAUCUCUCACACACACUUCCAAACCCAGGAAUACUCAAAGUACAUCGGCAAAGAGACAUAUCGGCUUGGAUUGGAAACCAUGAAGCCCCCCUCCUCCCGCUCCUGUUUCCGCUCAGUGCUGCGGUGACCGUGGAGUGCGCACAGGCACCGUCCGCUGACUCGUCUCUGUCUACUUGUUCUCCCUCCGAGAAACAUGACGCGCGCUUCCCUGGCUGGCGUCGGACUUCUGUCGGUCCUUUUCACCUGUUCUUUAGCAGUGCAGUAUGAGGAGGACUACGAGGAUGUCACUGUGAACCAAAUGCUGGCUCCUAAAUCCCAGGAAACAGACACCACGGAAAUCCUCAAUAAUUUACUCAAAGAGUAUGACAAGAAGCUGAGGCCGGACAUUGGAGUGAAACCGACUAUCAUAGAUGUGGAUAUAUUUGUGAACAGCAUCGGACCGGUGUCUUCAAUCAACAUGGAGUACCAAAUUGACAUCAUCUUCGCCCAGACGUGGACAGACAGCCGCCUCAGAUACAACAGCACAAUGAAAAUACUGACCUUGAACAGCAACAUGGUUGGACUCAUUUGGCUGCCGGACACCAUCUUUAGAAACUCCAAGACCGCAGACUCCCAUUGGAUCACAAUGCCGAACCAGCUGCUCAGGAUAUGGAACGACGGAAAAAUACUUUACACCUUAAGGUUAACUAUAAAUGCUGAGUGCCAGCUGCAGCUGCACAACUUUCCAAUGGAUGAACACUCGUGCCCGCUCAUCUUCUCCAGCUACGGAUACUCGCAAGACGAGAUGAUUUACAAGUGGAGGAAGAACUCAGUGGAGGCGGCCGACCAGAAGUCCUGGCGUCUGUACCAGUUCGACUUCAUGGGCCUCAGAAACACAACGGACGUCAUAAAGACGAUGGCGGGUGACUACGUGGUGAUGACGGUGUACUUUGACCUGAGCAGAAGGAUGGGCUACUUCACCAUCCAGACCUACAUCCCCUGCAUCCUCACUGUGGUUCUCUCCUGGGUUUCCUUCUGGAUCAAAAAGGACGCCACUCCGGCCAGAACAGCUCUAGUGCUGCUUCUGUCGUGUUAUGCCGUUUUUAUUUCUGUGCAUGCUCUUUCUGUUGUUGUGCAGACCACUGGCAUUUAUAAAGGGAUCACCACAGUCCUCACCAUGACCACUCUGAGUAGUGUGGCCAGGACGUCGUUACCCAGAGUGUCUUACAUCACCGCCAUGGACCUUUUCGUCACCGUUUGCUUCCUGUUUGUCUUUGCUGCCUUGAUGGAGUACGCAACGCUAAAUUACUACUCAUACAGCAUUCAGAGGCCGAGCUACAUGGAACCUAAAAGGCUGAACUUCUCUGUGCUGGAUGUGAGACCUCCUCCGCACACCGUCAUCGCUCUAAACAAUGCCAUGUACUGGCAGGAGUUCGAGGACGCCUGCGUCUACGAGUGUCUAGACGGGAAAGACUGCCAGAGCUUCUUUUGCUGCUUUGAAGAAUGCAAAGGAGGCGCCUGGAGAAGAGGAAGAGUCCACAUAGACCUACUGGAACUGGACGCGUACUCGCGUGUGUUUUUCCCCACGUCCUUCUUGCUGUUCAACAUUGUGUACUGGGUCGGAUAUCUCUACCUUUAGUACAACACACUCGGCAGAAAAGUCAGAAAGUAAUGGGUUUUAGUAGUGAUGUAAGGAACUACGACAGCAAAUAAGCUGUUCAGAAGGAGCUACCUGGAUAAGAGAGCAACAUCCAGCCUGUUUCUGCAGGUGGAGGUUUCUUCUGUGGAGACAUUAGGCGUGAUGGUCCAGCACAGCAGAGUUUCCCCUGUGUGUGCUGUGUCGACUCAGAAAGGACUGUGAAGACAAAUGGGCAGCGAGCCGCACACCGGGACCCCAGUCUGCUCAGGCAGGUAGACGUCUCUGUGCUGUAGGAAUACUGUUAUCCAGCCGUCGGUCGAGUCGAGCUGAUGAAAAUCCAAGGACACACAAACCGUUCCUAGUGCCUUCCUUUGGAGGGGUAGAUACCAUCCGUAACAAUAAUCAGGGAGUUAUCAUUUAUAGAGUAAAUCGGAAGAGCCUGGCUUUGACUGAUUAUCAAUAAGUUUAUGAAGUAGUCACGUGGUACAAUAAACACACUUAUUAUUGCAAUACUUUCACUGUUACUUUCAGCUAUUUGAUGGGACUAGCUAUGAGGUGUUACUCGUAUCAAGGUUUUACAUUUUUGGUUUGCAGUCCUUUUAAAACCUUUUACUUCUAAAUUUAAAAUGUCCACCUGGAUAUUUUUUUUACUUAUUUUAAUUCUAUGCAGUUCUUUAAAUGUCCUGUGACUAAAACAAUUACUGUAGUAACCCGAUAUUGGCUGGAAAGCGCAAUGUCUCCCCUUUCAGAAGCAAAAGUUGGAAUUUUGUCAGAUAGAACUACGUGUGGUAGAGUUAAGGUACUGCAAGUUCGGCUGGAUCACUGGCGCUCCGUUUAGGACUUAAAGGUUUAUAUGCCAGACAAAGUUCCAGAGCAAUGUGUGUUUUCUCUGACUGUGUGCAUCAUAGAAAAAUGCAGCUUGUCCCCUCCCCCACCUGUUACUGCACACUGCAGCUGGUUGAACGAAGGCUGCUACCAUUUUGCCUCUGCCUUCACAAAGUAAGACAAACUCGACCGCUUAGAAAUAUUUCUGGACUUGAAAAACACCCAACACCAUAUGAUCCGGUCGGCGUUCCAACCUUAGCACCUCAUUUGUUAGACUUGAUAUAUUUAUUGGGUGUUUAUUCUAUAAACUAUACUCAUAAUUAUAAGUACUUCAGCAGAAAUAUAAAUAAUUGUUGCUUUUCUAUUUACGCACAAGCAGUUAUGUCAAGUUUUAUAUUUUGUAAAUUUUUUUUUUUUACAUUACAACGAUGAAUGACACGUUCUGCCAUUUUUACUCUCGAUUAUAAUCCAUGUUAGUAGCUCUGUUUGUUGGUUUGUUUCUUAAAGGUUAAAGGUUAAGAUUUUUAAGGUAUAUUGGUUUUAAACAUGUUAAUUUAAGGCAGAUGGAUGGACGCCAUGCUAGUGUCGACUCCAUAUUUCAUUCUGUGAGGUGUUGAUGUAGGUUUUCAUUGUAUUUAGGUUUGUAAUGUCAGUUUCUUUCUGGCUUGUUUUCUUAUAGGGAUCAUUUAUUUAGUUUAGUCUGUUUCAGAUAAGGAUAACUUGCCUUAAAACAAAUAUAUAUAAAUGUUUAGUCUG